CAUAGAGAUACUAUAGUUCCUAUGGAAGUAAACCUCAAAUUGUCAAAUUGAUAUUGCAAGUUUCCAUAAACAUCUAUAAAUUUAAACUCAUUUGUAAUACGUUUUUUGUGUAACUUUACUGAUUGUGUAUCAUCUGUGUUAAAUAUUAUAUAAAUUUAACCUGCUGUAUUAAUUACAUAAAUGAAUAUAUAGAGAAACAGUUGUAAGAUACGAAGAAAAAUGAUAAAAGUACCAAAAGAAAUCGAUCUUGAAAAUUACAUUUUGAUAAUUCCAUCAGUGGCUGUUGGAAAUGUUGGACAAUUAUCCAUCGAUCUGUUGAUCUCUAGUUUGAAUCUAUGUAAAAUUGGAUCCAUGUGGAAUCCUGCAUUCAUUCCAAUCUCUGGUCAUGAUCCUUAUGAUAAACAUUCCAACUCUCUUUGUACAGCAGCUGAUUUUUAUCUUGGAACUUCGUGUAAAGUAAUCCUUCUACAAUUACGUUCACCUAAUGUUGGUGAUUCAACUGAUUUUUUUGAUGAAUUAACGCAAUUUAUUCACCAAAGAAAAAUCAGUAAGAUAAUAAUUUUAACAAGUAGUUACGACUAUGAACAGUUUGAUAGAUCGGAUACCAGCUUGAGAUAUCUUAGUUCGGAUAAUUCGUUACUGAACAAUGAAAAGCUUCUUGAAACUCUUUGUUGGAAAAAGCAUUCAAGAAAGACUUUAAUGGAAUCAUCAGGAAGUUAUUGCAUUCCUGGUGGAGGAUUCGCGAAUGGACUUUAUGAAUAUCUUAAGUCAAUGAAAAUUCCUUGCACUGUAUUAUUUUGUUACUGUUCUGAAGGAGACAAUGUACAUGAUGCAUUAAUAUUAGUCAAAGGUUUAAAUCAAUGGUUAAAUCUAUUAGAAAUUAGUACAGAUGGUGGUAUUAAUGUUACAUAUCCACCAUCUUGGGAAUACCUUUUUGGUAAUCCACCUUCGUCUGAAAUAUAUUAAGUAUGGUGCUUAAAGC
This is a messenger RNA of Hylaeus volcanicus, 982 nucleotides long. RefSeq names its product proteasome assembly chaperone 2. The record is from RefSeq and is a predicted model, not a curated record. Gene Ontology annotation, biological process: proteasome assembly. Gene Ontology annotation, cellular component: cytosol; nucleus. The transcript has 3 exons. Bases 220 to 966 code for a protein of 248 amino acids. Lineage: Eukaryota; Metazoa; Arthropoda; Insecta; Hymenoptera; Colletidae.